UGUGCGUGUCUUACAACCGCUGAAUGAUGAUGUCCUCUAUGUGUGUGGAACAAAUGCAUUUCAACCAAUCUGUGAUCAUCUGAACUUAAUGUCAUUUGAACUCCGAGGUAAAAAUGAAGAUGGUAAAGGUAGAUGUCCAUUUGACCCUGCCCAAAGCUACACAUCAGUUAUGGUUGAUGGAGAACUUUAUUCAGGAACUUCCUAUAACUUCUUGGGAAGUGAGCCUAUUAUUUCUAGAAACUCUCAUCAGAGCCCGUUGAGAACAGAAUAUGCAAUACCUUGGCUUAAUGAACCCAGUUUUGUUUUUGCUGAUGUGAUAAGAGCAGAUCGAAACAGCACUGAAGAAGACGAUGACAAAGUGUACUUCUUUUUCACCGAGAUGUCUGUGGAAUAUGAAUUUGUUGGAAAGCUGAUGAUUCCAAGAAUAAGUAGAGUGUGCAAGAGGGACCAAGGAGGAUUAAGGACUUUGCAGAAAAAAUGGACCUCCUUUCUCAAGGCCAGAUUGAUCUGUACCACACCUGAUAAGAAUUUAAUUUUCAACAUUAUCAAUGAUGUUUUUAUUCUGAAGUCUCCAAGUUUGAAGGAACCAGUGAUUUAUGGAGUUUUUACCCCACAACUGAAUAAUAUGGGUCUGUCAGCAGUGUGUGCAUACAACUUGUCUACUGUGGAAGACGUUUUCUCCAAAGGAAAGUAUAUGCAGAGUGCCACAGUAGAACAAUCUCAUACAAAGUGGGUCCGAUACAAUGGAGAGAUUCCUAAACCUCGACCUGGAGCUUGUAUAAACAAGGAGGCCAGAGCAGCGAACUACAUGAGUUCUCUAAAUUUACCGGACAAAACCCUACAGUUUGUUAAAGAUCACCCUCUAAUGGAUGACUCGGUGACCCCGAUAGGGGACAGACCCAGAUUAAUAAAACAAGAUGUGAGGUAUACACAGAUUGUGGUAGACAGAGUCACAGCACUCAAUGGCAGCAUGUACGACGUUAUCUUUGUUAGUACAGAUAAAGGAGCCCUGCACAAAGCUAUUAGCUAUGAAAAUGGAAUGCAUAUUAUUGAAGAAAUACAACUUUUCCCAAAUUUUGAGCCAGUUCAGACACUGUUGCUUUCAUCAAAAAAGGGCAAAAGAUAUCUCUAUGCAGGUUCCAGUUCUGGUGUGGUUCAAUCUCCCGUUGCAUUCUGUGACAAGUACAGCACUUGUGUUGACUGUGUUCUAGCUAGAGAUCCCUACUGUGCUUGGAAGUCACAUGAAGCCUCCUGUAUUAAUAUUCUUAAAGAAGAUGAAAUUGAAAGGGAUUGGAUUCAGAACAUAGGUGGUGAUGCCUCUUCCUGCCCUGAUAAAGUAAGAGAGAAUUCUCUGCAGCAUACAUUCAAGCAUGGGAGCACAGCAGAACUCAAAUGUUCUCAAAAAUCCAACCUGGCCCAGGUAGUUUGGAAAUUCAAAGAUGAUGUAUUGAAAGUUGAGAGCCCCAAGUAUCGUCUUCUGGAGAAAGCACUGCUCAUCUUCAAUUUAUCAGAAGGAGAUAGUGGUGUUUAUCAGUGUUUGUCAGAAGAAAAAGUGAAGAAUAAGAAAUUUUCUCAAGUGGUGGCUAAACAUGUUUUGGAACUGAAAAAAAUCCAGCCUAGUACAGUGGACCCAAUUCAACCAGCAGCACAGACGGAAGCCUCAUCUUCUAUACCUUUCCCUCCUACUGGUACCUCCUUUUUGUCCUGUGUGGGAAGUGAUUCACCUCCUUCACCCACCAAUACCAUGCCUGAUGUUUGGUCUAGCACAGAGCUUGUAAUGGUCAUGUUGUUACCACCUUUCCUAAGUGACCAGGCACAGCAUGUUAGUGUCCAUGGAACCUUUCACCUCUUCUGUCAAGCCACUGGUCCCAGUGAUGCACGUUUUGUGUGGAAGAAGAAUGGACAGAAAAUGGAAGUGUGUGUCAGUGAGCAAUCUCAUGCAUUGGCUGAUGGCAGAAUGCUCAUUCUAAGCUGGGUGAAAGAUGCUGUAGCAGAAAACUCAAAAUACUGUUGUUCAGUCCUCUCAAAAGCUGGAAAUAAAUCAUCAAAAGUGCUCAUCACAGUGGAAGGAAAAGAUAGUACUGGUCAGGCUGAAUGGGUAAAGGAGUAUGACAGCUGGAAAAGUGCAGUCAGUGAACAUCAUGCAAUGAUGCAAAACUGGAAGACAACCUGGGUAAGUUUCUUGACAUGCAUGUUGUCAGGCACUAUACUACUUUAGUGAGCGAGUGGGAGGAGCCUGAAAAUCCUUAUUUUUGACUUGCCAUUAUAUUGAACAGGAUGGGAUUCUAUUUGUAGUCCAUGUAUAGUACUGCCUGCAUGUCAUUCAGUUACUUCUAGACAAAACUUGCCUUCCUCUGGUGUUUUAAGAUCUAGUACCUUAGGGGUUGAUGCUGGGAACUAAGCCCAGGGUCCUAUAGAUGACACCAAACUGUCUCCAGCCACUUGAAUCAUACCUGGAUAUACCAUCAUCAACUCAAAGUCCAUCUUAGAACCAGGACAAAUCAGUAAAGUGUGAGCAUAUUUCUUUCUUUCUCCUCUUAGUACCAUCCAUUUCAUGAAGUCAGUCAGUACGCAGAACUCUCCUUGAUAAAGGACCAAGGUGGGGUGGGGAUCUUAAGUGGCUUUCCACUACCUUUACAUCUAUUCCUUUCUCUAAUAAGUAAUACCCAAGGGGCUGUUAUGGCUGCUGAGGAAAGCUGGAGCCACAGGAAUGCUUCCUGGCUGAUCCCUUUUACCUCUGACCCCAAAGACUCUGUAUUUGUCCCUCUGCACUACUAAUCUGAUGAAGUGUCUACACGCAACCAAGAAUCUGGUUCAAUGCUUCUGGUCUUAAUGAUUGAAUCUGCCCUUCCUCAACCUCAAGAGAUAACAUACCCUUAAGAGCAUGGCAAUAGAUCUACUGCUAGCCCAGGGCUGGCUUUAAAUAAAACCAGCUUGUUUAGAAAACUCAUUGUACUUUAAUAUUAAAAUU
This is a messenger RNA of Chelonoidis abingdonii (Abingdon island giant tortoise), 2971 nucleotides long. The record is from RefSeq and is a predicted model, not a curated record. Lineage: Eukaryota; Metazoa; Chordata; Testudines; Testudinidae.